GCCGCCGUCAGUCUUCCUGCUCGGGAGCAUCGAUGAAUUGAGCGAGUUGGGGGGAUUCUGACGACUUUGAACGCAGCAGCCGCCGUCAGUCUUCCUGCUCAGGAGCAUCGAUUAAUUGAGCGAGUUGGGGGGAUUCUGACGACUUUGAACGCAGCAGCCGCCGUCAGUCUUCCUGCUCGGGAGCAUCGAUGAAUUGUGCGAGUUGGGGGGGAUUCCGACGACUUUGAACGCAGCAUCAGUCUUCCUGUUCGGGAGCAUCGAUGAAGUGAGCAAGUUGGGGGGAUUCCGACGACUUUGAACGCAGCAGCCGCCGUCAGUCUUCCUGCUCGGGAGCAUCGAUUAAUUGAAGCGAGUUGGGGGAAUUCCGACGACUUUGAUCGCAGCAUCAGUCUUCCUGCUCGGGAGCAUCGAUGAAGUGAGCGAGUUGGGGGAUUCCGACGACCCUUAACGCAGUUCGCCGUCAGUCUUUCUGCUAGGGAGCAUCGAUGAAGUGAGCGAGUUGGGGGGAUUCCGACGACUUUGAACGCAGCAGCCGCCGUCAGUCUUCUUGCUCGGGAGCAUCGAUGAAGUGAGCGAGUUGGGGGGAUUCCGACGACUUUGAAAGCAGCAGCCGCCGCCGGUCUUCCUGCUCGGGACCACCGAUGAAGUGAGCGAGUUGGGGGGAUUCCGACGACUUUGAAAGCAGCAUCAGUCUUCCUGCUCGAUGAAGUUCUGUCCAAGAUGGCGGACUUCCUGCCGUCCCGCGCCGUCCUAUCCGCGUGUUUCCCGCACUGCCUGCUUAGCAGCGGGGAGGCCGAGCAGCUGCAGAGGUCCAAGGAGAUAGACAAGUGUCUUCUGCGGGACAAGACCUACGUGAAGCGGCUAGUUAAAAUCCUGCUCCUGGGAGCGGGCGAGAGCGGCAAGUCGACUUUCCUCAAGCAGAUGCGGAUCAUCCACGGCCGCGACUUCGAGCAGAGAGCCAAGGAGGACUUCCGAGACACCAUUUAUAGCAACGUUAUUAAAGGUAUUCGAGUGUUAGUGGAUGCUCGAGAAAAGCUCCACAUCCCAUGGGGCAACUUGUCCAACCAGCGCCAUGGAGACGUGUUGAUGGCCUUCGACACGCGGUCUAUGGUGGCCCAUGGCCAUGGUCUGGUGCAGCCUAAGGUUUUUCAGCACUACUUGCCAUCCAUCCGGGCCCUGUGGACUGACCAGGGAAUUCAGACCGCUUAUGACCGUCGCAGAGAAUUCCAGUUGGGGGAGUCGGUCAGAUAUUUCCUGGACAAUUUGGAAAAGCUUGGACAGUCGGACUACCUCCCCAGCCAGCAGGACAUCCUCCUGGCCAGAAAGCCCACCAAGGGCAUCCACGAAUACCACUUUGACAUCAAGAAUGUGCCUUUUAAAAUGGUGGACGUGGGCGGUCAGCGUUCUGAGAGGCGACGAUGGUUUGAAUGCUUCGACUCCGUCACGUCCAUCCUCUUCCUUGUCUCCUCCUCUGAAUAUGACCAGGUGUUAAUGGAAGAUCGACAUACCAAUCGACUGAGCGAGUCUCUCAACAUCUUUGAGACCAUCGUCAACAAUCGAGUGUUCACCAACGUUUCCAUUAUCUUGUUCCUAAACAAGACGGACCUGCUGGAGGACAAGGUGAGGCAGGUGUCCAUCAGAGACUAUUUUCCAGAAUUCUCAGGCGAACCUACAAGCCUGGCGGACGUCCAAGUCUUCUUGGUGGAGUGUUUUCGAAAGAAGCGCAGGGAGCAACAGCAGAAACCACUUUACCACCAUUUCACCACCGCCAUCAACACUGAAAACAUCCGCCUGGUGUUCCGAGAUGUUAAAGACACCAUCUUGCAUGACAACCUCAAGCAGCUCAUGUUGCAGUGACACAGGAACAUGACCAGGGACAUGACCAGGAAUAUGACCAGGAACAUGACCAGGAACAUGAUGGUGCAAGUUGCUGAUGUCUUCUUGUCCACCAGCCUGCAGGGGAACAGCCCAUGUUCUCUAGUCCCUAAUGGACAUGUAGACUAUGAAAGGAGGUCACCAUGUCCUCUAGUCCCAAGUGGACAUGUAGACUAUGAAAGGAGGUCACCAUGUCCUCUAGUCCCAAAUGGACAUGUAGACUAUGAAAGGAAGUCACCACUACUAGCAAACAUUCCUGAUCUUUGCCUUACUUAGCAUAUUAAGGAGCAUAAAAUCCAUCUUUCUUACACACACACACACACACACAUUCAUACACACACACAUACAUACAUAAAGACAUACACACAUGGAUACACACAAACACACACAAUGUGUGUUUAGUGUAAAUGACAUUUUUUAAUGAUGGAUUCCUUUUCUACAAAUGUAUGUAUUAGCAUGUUUUAGUAACAAGUGUACCAGUUGUGUUCAUGGACACACUUCAGAGAGAACAUCAUCUUCACUCAUUCUUUCACCCACCACUUUUACAACCAUCUUUUAUUUCCAUGUCAAUAAGAUGCACUCUCACUCUUUACUACUGUGCAGACAUAUUGUCUUCUUUUCCUUUUCACAACUACCAACGUAUACCGCAUAUACCACUGUGCAACUACUUAACACCAACGUAUACCACAUACUUGGACUUAGACUUCCUUUUAUUGUCAUUCAAAUGUGAACUUUACAGUACAGAUAAGAAGGUUGCAUUAGCUGCUUGUAGUGCAGGAUAAAAGAGCAAUAAGGUGCAGAUAUAAAUAAACAGAUUACUGUACAGAUAAAUAUAUUGCACUUUU
Entelurus aequoreus (snake pipefish) is the source of this 2720-nucleotide messenger RNA. Its product is annotated as guanine nucleotide-binding protein subunit alpha-13-like. Lineage: Eukaryota; Metazoa; Chordata; Actinopteri; Syngnathiformes; Syngnathidae. Gene Ontology annotation, biological process: Rho protein signal transduction; adenylate cyclase-activating G protein-coupled receptor signaling pathway. Bases 721 to 1857 code for a protein of 378 amino acids. Gene Ontology annotation, cellular component: brush border membrane; heterotrimeric G-protein complex. Gene Ontology annotation, molecular function: GTPase activity; D5 dopamine receptor binding; guanyl nucleotide binding. The record is from RefSeq and is a predicted model, not a curated record. The transcript has 5 exons.